Messenger RNA from Tachysurus vachellii, 970 nucleotides. RefSeq names its product C-type lectin lectoxin-Lio2-like. The transcript has 2 exons. Lineage: Eukaryota; Metazoa; Chordata; Actinopteri; Siluriformes; Bagridae. The coding region runs from base 27 to 506 and encodes 159 amino acids. The record is from RefSeq and is a predicted model, not a curated record.
UAUAAUCAUAACUUUAUCUAACUACAAUGAAAUCUAACAAUGUUUAUCAUUUGAAUUUCACAGCUAAUUUCAGUGGUGCUUCCAGGUUCAUCGGCAUCACUAGUCCUUAUCUGACCUGGCCUGAUGCUCAGGCUUACUGCCGAACACAUCACACAGACUUGGCCAGCUCUCUUAACAGCUCAGAUAACAACUUCCUUUUGCAGCUGAGGGACAUCCAGGGUGAUUCCUGGUUUGGACUCUACAGAGAUACAUGGAAGUGGUCAGAUGGGACCAUCGCUUCAAAGCUACCAUGGAUUUCUGGAGAACCUGAUAAUUAUCUUGCCAUUGACAACUGUGCAUCACAUAUUAACAAAGUGUUUAAUGAUUAUUUAUGCAGCCAGCCAGCCUACUUCUACUGUCACACCAAUAAAGCAGAAACUGGAGGAACAUGGCAUGAUGGAGAACACCACAGUGACCUGGAGGGUGCAGCCAGAUGGAAACGUCUUCAAAAAGAAAAACAAAGAUGAUCUGUGACGUCUAAAUCAGGGAUGUCAAACUCAAAUACUAUUUUUGAGAUACGCUAAAAAUAACAAUAAUAACCUACAGGAUACAUAGAAUUUCUAUAUGAAAAAAGAGCUAAUAGAAACUUUUACCAUUUAAUCUCUGGUUAUGACGGAACAACACAAUGAGCUUCUGUUUUUAGACAUGAGUGUGAUUUACAUCAAGCAGAGCACAUUAUUACAUAAUCGUUUAUUGCUCUUUACAGUUUCCUUUAUACGAGUGUACAAAGUCAAACUGAAAAGCGAAGUCCAUUUACAUUUUAUUUACAUGUCAGUCCGAAAAGAAGUGAUGACCAGUAGCCUUUCCCUCUGUCAACUGACAUCACAUCCAAAUACACCCACGUCACCCAACACUGACUGACAACACAGAAUGUAUGUUCAUCAUCAAGCCAGUCACAGUAGAAACCAGAGUUUAUAUUAUAUAUUUGACU